UCUCAUUUUAAAUAUUCCUAAAUUUCAAACAAGUUAUUUGUAAUACUAAAUUUUUUUUCUAUGGAAUUUUAUUCUUUUAUUUCAAUAUCUAUUGUCGUUUUGGUGUUAAAACCAGCCGAAGGAGUACAAGCUAAAAGACAAUAUAAUCAGCGUUAUAAAAAUUACAUCAAUACAGUUGUGGCACACAUUCAUUCACAAAUUGGAUCAUAUGAAAUGCAAAAUUUAAAACUAAAACAAUUUUUAAAUUGUCCCGAAAUGGAGAAAAUUUGCACACCAGAUGAUUUCUCACGUAACUAUCGUUACACAAUAAGUGUACUCAAUUUCAAGUACACUGAAAUACUAAAAAAAUUUCUCGAUUACAUGAAUAUUAUCAUCAAUAAAUGUUUGGAGUUUUAUAAAAGAAAUUUAUUUGAAAAUUUCAUUAGUUGUGUAUCGUUACUUGAAACAGAAGUGAAAAAUUCGAAGUCUAUGUUUGAAUAUCUCCACAAUGCUAUGAAGUUUAUAAGCUACAUAGAUAUAAAGUAUUUGUUUCGUGAAGGCUUCGCGCCGCAUCCCAUAAUUGAUGAAAUUGACUUUUUUCAACAAUCUGUAAAAAAAUUAGAUGCCACCUAUUUUGUUGACAUUAAUAUCUUACCAAAUAUAAAUGACUCUAAAACGAAAUUUGAGAAUUUGAAACGAUUUUAUGAUGUCGCAUUAAAAAUAGUAAACAAUCUUUUUCAAAAUAGUCAAAUCAUCGAAAUUUCUGUAAAUACUGAUUUGAUGGACAAUCAAAUUAACGAAUGUUUUAACGAUUCAACAAUUAAAAUUGAUGAUUGUUCAAACGAAAACAACUUUGACAUUGUUUAUUCUACGUGUAGUAAACUUAAUUCAUUUUACAACGAAUCUAUAAAUAUUUGGUACAAAAAUCUUGGCUUUGAACAUUUUCUUAACCCAAAAAUACCCGAUUUCACACCACCAAAAGAUCCAGAAAUAAAACAAGAUGAUGUAAUUGAAGCUCUAAAUAUUCUUCAUUUGGAAACUGGUUGGAAAUCAAUGAAUCACAUAAAUAUAGUAUAUUAUGAUAAAUACUACAAUGUAGAUUUUAUAAUGAAAGAUAAAAUUAACGACAUAAAUUUUCGAAUAAAAAAAGAGCACAUAGUACAAUUAUUAAGAUGUAGGUAUACAGAAAUAUUAAAAAACUACCAAACAUUAUUAUCUACUAUAAUGUAUAUAUGCAAAAGUGAUUUAAUUGAGUACCAAAAUAAUUGUUUAAUUGAAUUAUUUAAAUCAUUCAACAAAUCUAAAAAAAUGCUUAAAGGGUUGUAUAAUUCUUUGAUUACAUUAAAUAAAUCAUCAAUAUGGAUUGUUAAUAUGAACUCUCAUUCAAGUUUACAUAGAAUAUUAGAAUGGGUAGUAUAUAGUCUUAAUUUAUUGAAGAAAAAUAACUUUUUUCAAAUUGAUUUUGUCGAUCAAAACGAUAAUAAAAAAAUUAAUGAAAUAAUUCAAGAAUUUCGGGAUAUUUUUCAAAAAUAUCUUGAUAACUUUCAUUAUGACAUUACUUGCAACACUGCUCAUAUUGACAAAUGGUGUCAUUUUACAAAAAAUAAUUUUUAUGAGAAAAACGAUGUAAUAAAUUCUUUUAUUGAUUCAGCAAAUACAUUGAAUUCAAAUCCUACUUUGGAAAUCCAAGUUUAUCAAAUUGCGUGUCAUUCUUUUGACAAUUUUUGUGAAUAUGCUUAUAAUUGUUGCUAUGAAAUUCUGGGUUUUGAAAAAAUUAACUGUCAUGAUAAUAAUAUAGAUGAAAAACUCAAACCAUUUAUUGUGGAUUAGAUGGAUUAUUUAUCAUUAUUACACUAAAUAUUAAAAGCUAGAUACUGAAAAGUUGAUUUUUAGAAGUAGAUUUCUUAUAAUGAUUAUUUUAUUAUCGUUAAUCACUAAUUUUUAGAUUUCACAAGGCCAAACCCAAGUGUAUUGGUAAUUUUGGCCUUUUAAAGUUAUUUGCAAUGCUUAAAUUUUUAUUGUUUUAAAUAUUUAAAUUUUAUAUUUUAAAAUAAAACUUUUUUGAGAAC
Molecule: messenger RNA, 2048 nt
Organism: Daktulosphaira vitifoliae (grape phylloxera)
Lineage: Eukaryota; Metazoa; Arthropoda; Insecta; Hemiptera; Phylloxeridae
Exons: 2
Coding region: 61-1809 (582 amino acids)
Source: RefSeq, a predicted model, not a curated record